Brienomyrus brachyistius is the source of this 2356-nucleotide messenger RNA. It is a transcript of the gene primpol, whose product is annotated as primase and polymerase (DNA-directed). Gene Ontology annotation, cellular component: nucleus; mitochondrial matrix. Bases 266 to 1876 code for a protein of 536 amino acids. The record is from RefSeq and is a predicted model, not a curated record. The transcript is spliced from 13 exons. Gene Ontology annotation, molecular function: DNA-directed DNA polymerase activity; chromatin binding. Gene Ontology annotation, biological process: replication fork processing; mitochondrial DNA replication; error-prone translesion synthesis. NCBI's taxonomy places the organism in Eukaryota, Metazoa, Chordata, Actinopteri, Osteoglossiformes, Mormyridae.
CUGCUGUUGAACUACGUUACCCAUCAAGCAUUUAACGCGGACCUUCAGCGCGCGGCAAAUUUCAACCAUCGUUGGAGUUUGCGGUACAGCCGCUACUGUGUGAUUUAUCAGUCUGAAAAAGAAAUGUCGGUAAUCUCUCUUAUGCAGUUUUGGUCACGGAAUUUCACUUUUAGCAAUACGUCAGUUCGUGACGUGGUGGUAAUGAGAGUUUACUGAAGAGGAAUUACUGCCGCUAGGUACUGAAAUUUAUACCGAUUCUGCAACGAUGACAACCCAGAGGGAAGAGAAAGUCAAACGGGUGGAGGAGCUGGUGAGAUCUUUCCAGCAGCACCCCCUAGCUGCCCUCUACAGGCCACGGCUGUGCCGACCCUGGGAGCCGUCAUCUGUCUGGAGGCUGUUUCCACGGCAAAGUGCAGCGCUAGCCUUCGCCAAGGGCUGCAAGGAGGAUGUGCACGUGUUUGCCCUGGAGAGGGAGCUGACGGAGGCGGGACAGAGGAUCUACCUAGUGACCAGUUACUCUGAGCUGUGGCAUUACUACAGGACGUUCAGGCACUCGCUGAUGCACUGCUAUGAGGUCAUCCCCGAAGGCGCCGUGUGCAAGGUCUACUUCGACCUGGAGUUCCACAAGCCCUCCAACGAGGGCUUAGACGGUCCACAGAUGGUUCAGCUGCUCAUUCAGUAUGUCUGCCGGAAGCUGGAUGAGUUCUAUGGGGUGAGCUGCUCCGCAGAGAACGUACUCAACUUGGACUCCAGCACCGAUGACAAGUUCAGCCGCCAUCUCGUGUUUGUGCUGCCAGAUGCGGCGUUCAAAGACAACGCACACGUCGGUCGAUUUGUCCACAAGAUUCUCCAGCCCGAGCCGGAAUCCCUCCAGGAAGGACAAGGCAUCACCGAAGAGGCAGCCGCUCCGGAGAUGGAUGUGGACUGGGAGUUCACUGGCUCAGAUGAGCUUGGGAGCCCUCAGCCAAAGAGACGGAAACCGGGAGGGGGAGGCCUCCACUUCCUGCGGGUGAAAGACAAAGAGGGACGAUGGGGGCUCCUUGUGGAUCUGGGUGUCUACACAAAGAACCGAAAUUUCCGCUUGUACAAGUCCUCCAAAGCUGGCAAGAACACCGCCUUCACCGUUGCCGCGGACAACUGCUUCGUCCCGCGGCCUGACAGGCAGCUCUCGGCGGAGGAAUGCCUGUUUCUGGCCUCCCUGGUGACCAACGUCAGUUUCACAGGUCAGAAGAUUCUGACGUCGGAGGUCUCUGACGUGAAGAACACGCAGGCCUCAUUCCGCCAGCCUGCCCUCCUUCAGCCGAGCAUCGCCGAGCCUUUAGGCGGAAGCCAGAGCUCUCCCUACAAAGAAGUGGAUGAAUUCAUCCUGUCCUUGGUCAGAAAGGAUGGUGUUCAGGGAGCCGUCCGGCGCUGCAGCUACUUUGAGGUGGAGCAGCUGCUCGUCUACGACAUUCUGAGGUAUCGCUGGUGUGGGAACGUGGGCCGGUUCCACAGGAGCAACAACAUCAUGAUCUUGGUGGACCUCAAGGAGGAAGUGUGGUACCAGAAGUGUCAUGACCCCGUGUGCAGGAGCCAGAAUUACAGGUCUUCGAGUUACCCCCUACCACAGGACAUCUGCUUCAGCUACCUGAUGAAAGAGGACGAUGAGGACCUGGAGUAUCUCAUGGACGACAUGGGUAAUAUCGAGUCAAGCCAAAGACAGGAAGGGAGCCAGGCCCCCAGUGCUGAGCAGCUCCCGGACUGGGAGCUCUGGCCAGAUAACGAGGCCCACCUGGAGGCCCUGGAGGAGAUGGAGAGGAUGUCCGCUGAGGAGGUGCCCGAUGAGCUCCUGCUCGAGUCCAUGGCUCAGUUCGAGUCCUCGGGGUGUGUUGGCUGACAGGGUGAGGGAUUUAAUGGAAGGUGUUCCUCAGAGAGCGAGAAAGCACUACAGAGACCUGCUGCGAUCAGUCAUCACACCAUGAUUAGCCAUCACGUCUCGAUCAGCCAGCACACCAUGAUCAGCCAGCAGGUCUCGAUCAGCCAGCACACCAUGAUCAGCCAUCAGGUCUCGAUCAGCCAGCAGGUCUAUCAGCCAGCAGGUCUCGAUCAGCCAGCACACCCGGUUGUGACUUAUCCAUGUUCGUGUCACCCAGUACCUUAGCAGUUUAUCCCAGUAGUGGGCCGGCAGACUGUUAAAUGGGCUGGUUAGUCCCUUGUGUUAUUUGUUCGUUGGCCUGCUCUCCUCCUGCCACUCUUCAGUGGCCCGGUGACCCUCUGUUGUGGUUGCUGUGGGGGCUCUUCCCAUGUCUGUGUACUUCACCACACUACCCAUGACAUGUACAUCAGUGACUGCUGUAAUAAAUGCCUUAAAACUUGA